CCCGCUUUGACGGCUGGGCAGGAUUACGAAUGAAGGGGUAUAGAUGCUGUUUGGUUUGCAUAAGUAGUUAAAGAGGAGAGUACACUAGCCGAUAGCAUAAAAAGCUCCGGAUCAUGAUUUUGGGGGGAGGGCCGAAAUACCAAACCCUCAACACCACCACCCUCAGCCCAUAAUCCAACCAACCAAAUCUUGAAGGCAUGGCAUCAGACAACCGCAACAACGACAGCACUCCUGCACUCGGCAUCCCAAACCGAUAUAUAACCACCCACGAUGCCGAGGGCAAGUCCAUCUUCUCGACCGCGUUCCCCCCGGCACUCACCCCGCGGGGCGUCCCCGGGAUGCAGUACUUCGAAGGUUAUGAGGUCCUGGAGGUGCCGCUCAAUAUGACGGACGAGGCGGAUCUUAAAGCGUUCCAAGCGCACUCGGCGACGGCCCCUGACCGGCUGCACUUCCCACGCGCGGGCACGGUGCUGCGCUACUGCGACUGGGCGCCGGGCUGUGCCAUCCCCAUGCACCGCACCGAGUCGAUCGACUUUGGCACCGUGCUGAAAGGCGAGCUGGAGCUGACGCUCGACUCGGGCGAGAUACGACUGAUGAAGGCGGGCGACAGCAUCGUGCAGCGCGGUACCACGCAUGCUUGGCGCAACCCCAGCGCGACAGAGCACGCCCGCGCCGUCUUUGUUGUGCAAGGAUGUCCACCUGUCAAGGUUGGCGGAGUGGAGAUGACGGAGAUGCUUCCUUGGGAUAAAAAGGAUUAA
Molecule: messenger RNA, 758 nt
Organism: Phialemonium atrogriseum
Lineage: Eukaryota; Fungi; Ascomycota; Sordariomycetes; Cephalothecales; Cephalothecaceae
Product: oxalate oxidase GF-3.8
Exons: 1
Coding region: 198-758 (186 amino acids)
Source: RefSeq, a predicted model, not a curated record